CUAUAGGUAGACAAGCACCAAGGAAUUAUUCGAUACUUAACGACCUUCGAGAAUCACUUAUUAACUUAGGACAAGACUUAUGGAAAACUUACGCAAAUCUUGGAUCAAUUGCGCAAUACUGCGAAGGUAAGAUUAAUGACAAAAGUUAUCAAAGAUCUAUUAUAGAAUUAGAACGGGAUAUGAAAUACAUGUGCGAAAGACUUGGAUUAAUGAUAACCAUGUAUGGUCUUAAAAAAAAGAUUGAUUAUAAAUUGGAGGAUCCUGAAUUAGAAACUAACUUUAUUAUCAUCGAAUUUAUUCCACAAAGUAUUAAAUAUAGGGGUCAGGAACCAUUAUCUUCUCAUUUGACGUUUGAAACUUCACGAGGCUCAUUAUACCAUAGAUUACGUAAAAAAGAUUUCCCAGAAGAGAUUGUCAAUGACGGUUGUAGUACACCUGAAUUAACCGAUUCCGAUCUGGAAUA
Molecule: messenger RNA, 463 nt
Organism: Funneliformis caledonium
Lineage: Eukaryota; Fungi; Glomeromycota; Glomeromycetes; Glomerales; Glomeraceae
Source: the annotation of a GenBank genome assembly